ACAGAGCGCGUCGUAAAUAAAAGGCCGUUAAGGGGGGGGGUGAAAGAAUUCUUGGUGAUAAAACGCCAUGGCGAUAGAAAUUCCACGAUGUAUAGAAACCACGAUAUCAGCUCCACUGAUACAAUGGAGUUUCGAGGGCCUUCGAACAGCUUUAUCCAUCGGAUCAAUGGUUGGGUUUAUGGCAUUUUUAGAACUUCUGAUAAUGUUCAUGCGACCAGACAUCGUCGAUAGGGACAACAGAGUACGCGUUGUGUCUCCGGAAGACAUGCUUAGCACUUAUGACUUUGUGAUAAUUGGUGGCGGAUCUGCAGGCGGUGUACUUGCCAACAGAUUAACAGAGAAUGCAGACUGGAAUGUUUUGCUACUGGAAGCUGGCGACGACGAAGCGGUCAUAUCUGAGAUACCCGCGAUGUUCCUUAGUAUUCAACGUACUUACAUGGACUGGGCGUUCAAGACUGAACCUUCAACUAACUAUUGCAAAGGCAUGAUUAACAAUCAGUGCAGUUGGCCCAGAGGCAAGACACUUGGUGGUAGCAGUGCUAUCAAUUAUAUGCUAUAUGUACGGGCAAACCGUAAGGAUUACGACAUGUGGCGAGACCUGGGCAAUCCAGGAUGGGGAUACGAUGAUAUUUUGCCAUAUUUUAUAAAAUCAGAGAACAUCUCGAUUUCCGAUCUUCGUGAAUCACCUUAUCACGGAACCAAGGGCUAUCUCACCGUGGAAACUUACAAAUACAAGCAUCCGAUUGGAAGUUAUUUCAUGAAGGCCAUUCAGGAAAUGGGUUACGACGAAGUGGAUUCCAACGGAGAGACGCAAACUGGAGCUGCGUAUCCACAAGGCACUCUUCAAAAUGGCCUCAGAUGCAGCGUGGCGAAAGCUUACCUUCGCUCCAUAUCUAAUCGAUCAAAUCUUCACAUCAGCACAAAUUCAAUGGUUCAUAAGAUUUUGAUAAAUGAAACGACGAAAAAAGCUUACGGCGUCGAGUUUGUUCGAGAGAACGUAAGGUACACCGUUCGUGCUAAGAAUGAGGUGAUACUAUCUGCGGGUAGUGUACAAUCACCUCAGCUACUUAUGCUCUCAGGAAUUGGUCCGAAAAAGGAUCUAGAGGAGAUUGGAAUCCGCGUUAUUCUCGAUAGCCCUGGAGUUGGGCAAAAUCUUCAGGACCAUGUCGCACUCGGCGGACUUACCUACUUGAUUGAUCCACCAUAUAAUCUGUCAACAUCGACAUUUUCAGCUGCAGAACAGUUUUUGAUCCAACGUGAAGGUCCACUGUACGAUGCUUCAUUGUCCGAAGUACUGGCAUUUAUAAAUACAAGGUAUGCGAACAGUUCCGAGGAUUAUCCAGAUAUCCAAUUGUUCUUGGGAUCAACGGCUGAUAAUUUGAAUAAAGCAGGUAUUGAGCACGGUUUCGGUGUGAGAACAGACUUCUACGACAGUUUGAAUGCAGAUAUCAUCGGUAAUGAUUCAUACGGUGUAAUAACAUUGUUAUUGCACCCAAAGAGCAGAGGUUACAUCAAACUGAGAAAUAGUAAUAUUACAAGCCCUCCGAUUAUAGUUCCAAAUUACUUCGAUGACCCACAUGAUUUGGAUGUUUUGGCAGAAGGAGCCGUUGUUGUCUACAAUUUUAGCCAGACUCCGACUAUGAAGAAACUUAACGCAACAGCUAAUCCCAAUUUGAUUUCCGACUGUGCGCACUUAAAUUUUCCAUCUCACGACUAUUGGCGCUGCUACUCACGAUUCUAUUCGCUGACGAUUUACCAUCCAACUUCAACUUGUAAAAUGGGCCCCGAUGACGAUGGAAUGGCCGUAGUUGAUCCCCGCCUGCGAGUCCGCGGGGUGGAAGGUCUUCGAGUAGUGGACGCUUCAAUAAUGCCAAACAUAGUAUCUGGCAAUACCAACGCUCCAGUAAUUAUGAUCGCAGAAAAGGCAGCGGAUCUCAUUAAGGAAGAUUGGUGUGUUUAUCCACGUGCACGGAACCAAUCUGCCGAUUCCGACGCAAAUUGCAACUCCACAACUUAGUUCUCGACAGCGGUCACCGGAAUACGGGUACAGCUUGUCUAUUCGAUUUAGUCUUAGCGUAGCGCACAGAAAGAAAAGUGAUGUAAAAAAUAAAUCCCUACCUACAAAAAUCAAUAUUUUCUGCUUAUUUGAACGUAUACCGCAUAAAUCGAAAAAUCAAAUGAGUAUUUUUAGCACGGUUUUGAUAAUUUCAAAUAACCCAUUCAUAAUUUCUCAUUUCACUUACGACUAAACGGAAUAGAGAAGCUGUAUCUAGUUUGGCGUGCCGGACCCUACCUGCCCUGACUGAGGGACCGAGGUAUUUAACCGAGUGGAACAUAGUCAAGACCUCUGCAGGGACCGCCAGACGUUACUACAGCGAAGCGAGAUACCGGCCGAGCAACUCUGACAUCGCAAGGUUCAUUCUUACCAACUGUUGCAUAAGAUUUUAGUUUGCGAGAUAUUGAAUGAAAUAAGAAACUUUCAAAUAUUCUCAUGUAUUUAAAUAUAUAAUAUUUGCAAAAUCAGACAGAUUUUUCAUUCAGAAUUGAACGUGAUUAGUAAAACUCUGAUAACUUGUCAGUUGAUCAAGUAGGGAUCGCUCGGAACUUUCAAGGCAUUCAUUUUAUCCUCGCUCAACUGCUAUGUCGCUCGACAAAGAUAAAACUGAACUUCAAUUCUGGUACGAGGUAGCAGCAUAUGGUUAGAAAGUGAAAAACUCAAUAAAUGCGAUGAGUGUCGUUCACGAUGAUUUCUGUUGUACUGCCAGUUGAGCUGCAGUACUGAACUGGAUUUGUUCGAGAAAUAAAAAUGGAUGAAACGCUUAAUU
Neodiprion fabricii is the source of this 2825-nucleotide messenger RNA. RefSeq names its product glucose dehydrogenase [FAD, quinone]-like. Bases 68 to 2017 code for a protein of 649 amino acids. The record is from RefSeq and is a predicted model, not a curated record. The transcript has 5 exons. NCBI's taxonomy places the organism in Eukaryota, Metazoa, Arthropoda, Insecta, Hymenoptera, Diprionidae. Gene Ontology annotation, molecular function: oxidoreductase activity, acting on CH-OH group of donors; flavin adenine dinucleotide binding.